Molecule: messenger RNA, 522 nt
Organism: Mucor mucedo
Lineage: Eukaryota; Fungi; Mucoromycota; Mucoromycetes; Mucorales; Mucoraceae
Exons: 3
Coding region: 1-522 (173 amino acids)
Source: RefSeq, a predicted model, not a curated record
AUGCUUGCCAGAACUUUUAACUUUGUGAUCAUUUUAAGCUUCGUAUUUUGUGCUGUAGCGCAAACAGGUUAUGAUCCUAAUGUACAAAAAGUCGUUGACUUUCUAAGUUCCGUAAAGACUGCCCUUGGUACUAUCCCUUCUGUACAAAACAUCUAUGACCAAAUCCCGUCUGUACAAAAAUCAAUGAAAUAUGUGCCUUCAAUUGUAAGGAAAGAGAAAAAGCCUGUCUCGCACACAACAAAUCUGCUUACCAGUUUAGCUAAAGAUCGGUUGGGAGAUGGCUAUGUUGCAAACUACAAAGAUCGCAUUUCAAGCAAACAUAUUGCUGGAAUUCCAAACUUGAUUCAAGGAGCUACCGACUAUUUUAGCCUUUGGGUAUCUGAUGUUAAUAAUGCUACAACUACAUUCUUUCGCGUAAACAAAGAACUAGGCUUAUUUGAAAUCCCUUUAUAUGGACAAUCAGAAACAAUUGGUGAAAUUUGCAUGCAACAAGGCUUAAUGUACUAUACAUGGAUCACUUAG